GAAGGAGGGGGAGCGGGGGCAGGGUUUCCAGAAGAGGGGGAGGCCAUGGCUGCUGCGCGGCGUCAACGGCGCCUGCGACGGAGCGCGCGCCCGGCUUUGAAUGAGCGGGGUUGGGACUGAACGGGCCGAGCGCGAGCUCGAAGAAGCGACCGGCAGCGCGCGUGCGCGCGCCGCGUGCGCGCGCGUGGCCCGCAGCAGCUCGGAGCCUCUGCCCGGCGGGCGGGGAGGGGGAGGGGCAGGUUUUGAUUCCCACCAUGGCUAUCACACAGUUUCGGUUAUUUAAAGUUUGUACCUGCUUAGCAACAAUAUUCUCAUUCCUAAAGAAAUUAAUAUGCAGAUCUGGCAGAGGACGGAAGUUAAGUGGAGACCAAAUAACUUUGCCAACCAUAGUUGAUUAUUCAUCAGUUCCUAAACAGACAGAUGUUGAAGAGUGGACUUCCUGGGAUGAAGAUGCACCCACAAGUAUAAAGAUUGAAGGAGGGAAUGGGAAUGUGGCAACACAAGAAAAUGCUUUGGAACAACUGGAACCUGACUAUUUUAAGGACAUGACACCAACUAUAAGGAAAACUCAGAAAAUCAUUAUUAAGAAGAGAGAACCAUUAAAUUUUGGCAUCCCAGAUGGAAGCACAGGUUUCUCUAGUAGAUUAGCAGCUACACAAGAUAUGCCUUUUAUUCAUCAAUCGCCUGAAUUAGGUGACUUAGAUACCUGGCAGGAAAAUACCAAUGCCUGGGAAGAAGAAGAAGAUGCAGCCUGGCAAGCAGAAGAAGUCCUGAGGCAGCAGAAGAUGGCAGACAGAGAAAAGAGAGCCGCAGAACAACAAAGAAAGAAAAUGGAAAAGGAAGCACAGCGACUAAUGAAGAAGGAACAAAACAAAAUUGGUGUGAAACUUUCAUAACAAAUGUUCUUCAAAUGUCAUAGUGCCAGUAGGAGAAAUAUGAGCUCCACAUCCAAGCAACAUUUGUAUGGAUCUAAGAGUAUUUUCAUGGAGUACAAACACACUGCUUGAUUCCAGUGCAUUCAUCAGGCCAUUCAGGAAACCAGGAUUCUGUCAAAGUACUUUGAACUUUUAGGGAUUGAGACUCAAAAGAACAAAAAGGACUUCGGAGACAGUAUUUUCUUCAACAUGCUCCAACAUAAGAUCAUUGUUUGCUGUAGAAAAAUUAUUACAAAUGGACUAUACCAGUACCUCUUCAAGCUAUUGUUUCUAACUGAAUAAAUGGGUAUAAAUAAUUUUAUGGUGGGAAAGAACUCUGCUGUCUAUAAUGCUUUCUUUCAAUGUUCAUAAUGAUAAAAUAAAUAAUUUUAAUUAUUUGUUUGUGUCCGUGGUUACCUGACCUAAAUCAGACAAACUUGCAGGGCUUUAACUUCAUUUUUGUUGUCAGAAGCUGGUGUUAGCAUACAUUUCCUCUGACUUGAAGUGAUAUUGUUUAUGUUCAGUACCUUAAGGAUUUUGAUGAUUUUGGUUUUCAAGAAAAUAAAAUUAAAUGCAAUAAUUUUAUUUAUCAUAAAGAUUUUUGUACAUCUUUGUUUUCUUUUAGAUGGUGAUGUAAUGUUAUAAAUAUUUGUAAUUUAUAUUGCAUGUAUAAACAUUGAAAAUCAGGUAAAAUGGCAAAUUUGUUUUACAUUAUUAUGACUUGUGAGUUUUAAAAACUAGUACCAGUAGUUUUUCCCUUUUGUUGUAGAUUUUAAGAUGUUGUGGUCUCCUCUUUAAGUACCUUCUUUCCUCCUCCCCCAGAAGCCAUUAAUUUACAAUUGCAGAAAGCCUUCAGUUCUAAUAUUUCAAAGGUUUUAGAUGACUUCUAUAUCAGUUUUAGAUGUCUGACAUAAAGCAGGUUACCUGUGUUACUGGCUAAGAUAACGUUAUUGAUUUAUUUAAUUAUAAACCAAGAUAGGAAUAAUAGUAUUUUUAUUUUUGGGUGUUGACUAGCUCCAAAAUAGUUUUAAGGAAAUAAGAUACAUACUGUGUUCAUAGGGAAAAAAAUGUAGAUUUAAUAGUUUAACAUCCUAUUAAUUUUUUCCUCCACAAUUGAAAUACAUCCAGCCUGAUUUUCUAUGGCUUUAAAAUUUUUAAAGGUUUUUACUUUCUUAAAAGUUGUUGCCCCAGAUUAACAUUUUUUGUGGAUUUUUAAAAUGUCAUGGAUACAUUAUAGGCCAAAAAUUGCUAAUAUAUUUGAAUAAAAGUGAUAUUGCAUAUUUAAAAUGACAUAUUACAAUGAGAGCUUCCUAAAUUUAGCCUAAGCUUCCAGACUAAAUGUGAUUGUGGCAUCAGUUGAAAUUUAACUUUAGUAGAAAGCCUUUUAUAGCCUCAAACCACAUUUUCAGUUACAUUUAUUAGAGAGUUUUUGCCAAUAAAUUGCCAAAUAAAUAGAAUUAGACUGAAAAUUUUAAUAUAUAAAUGUACAUUCUCUUCCCUCAUUUGUAUUUAUUCACUUUUGGUUAUGGGAAUGCUACCUGAUUUUCUAAAUUUGGGGUUCAUAAAGGAUAACCUCCUCAUUAGUACAAUAAAUUUCACUGUUUUUCCCUAACAGCUGACAAGUA
Hipposideros armiger (great roundleaf bat) is the source of this 2539-nucleotide messenger RNA. RefSeq names its product estrogen receptor binding site associated antigen 9 (gene EBAG9). Lineage: Eukaryota; Metazoa; Chordata; Mammalia; Chiroptera; Hipposideridae. The transcript has 7 exons. Gene Ontology annotation, cellular component: secretory granule. The record is from RefSeq and is a predicted model, not a curated record. Bases 255 to 896 code for a protein of 213 amino acids.